This is a messenger RNA of Thermothelomyces thermophilus ATCC 42464, 2519 nucleotides long. RefSeq lists its product as uncharacterized. Gene Ontology annotation, molecular function: zinc ion binding; DNA-binding transcription factor activity, RNA polymerase II-specific. The record is from RefSeq and is a predicted model, not a curated record. Bases 82 to 2319 code for a protein of 745 amino acids. NCBI's taxonomy places the organism in Eukaryota, Fungi, Ascomycota, Sordariomycetes, Sordariales, Chaetomiaceae. Gene Ontology annotation, biological process: regulation of DNA-templated transcription. The transcript has 5 exons.
CUCGUCCGGCACUGGGACAAGCUCACCGACCAGAACAGCUUCCGAUCCGUCCAUGACAUACCCGGCACUCUGACCACAACAAUGGGGAGACGGCCGAAUGCGCUCAUCUUGCAGUAUUUCGAACGAGGUCCGAAACUGCAGGAUCAAAGCAAUCGCUACCCCCACACCUGCAAAGCAUGCGGAGAACAUUUCCCACGCGGCCGACUCGACAGCCUGACGAGCCAUCUGACAAAGAAAUGUCCUGCCAUUUCCGAGUCGGAACGAGUCAGCGCUCUCCUGGCCCUGUCUGGCAUGAGCCAUGCGCAGCAGCGCUUUCAACAGAGUCAGCAGGCCCAAGCGCGUGCCCAAACGAACGGGUCGGCGGUUGAUUUGCCGAUGAUGCAGCGCGACUGGACCGCCCUCGGAGUUCUUGCCGAAGUAUCGCGACAAAUCGAUCUGAACGAGAAAAACGACGACCGCGGUCAGCCCAAUGGCACUGCCCCCUCUGGCCCCUCGCCGCCCGCUGGGCAGUCUACAGAGCGUUUCGAGCUGCAAGACCAGUUUAUUAUCGAGAAUCCCCCGUUGCACCAGGAGAGUAGCACGUCCCAGCCGCCAAAGUCUGAGCCCCGGCCGGAAGAGGCAGACCGCGCGCCCACUGCCGAAGAGCGUCUUCAAGAAAUUCUACGGGCUGAAGAUGCGCAAUCAUCCGAGUCUGCGAAUAUCAGCAUGGCCGCCGCCGCCACCGCUCGCCUGCAUCCUCCGUAUCUCGACCCUGAGAUACUGGGCGAAGAAGCCGCAGCGGCAGCCGAAGCUGCUACUGCGACUGCUAAUGCUGCUGCUGCUGCUGCUGCCGCCGCCGCCGCCGCCGCGGCUGCGGUCAACACCCUUCCGGUCGCGGAUAUGAGCGGGACAGAGGAGUCUGCCCCGGGCCCAAGCACUCCUGGGAUGGCAGCUCCGGCGAUGCCAACACCAAGCGCGCCACCGCCUUGGGGCGAGAUCACAUAUGCGACUGAUACUUUCCAGACCCCCGUUACACAUAACAGUCCCAUGCAAACUACAUCAGCCACUCCUGGCAAGGGAGUCUUCCGCCUCGACGGCGGCCCGAAUGGUGCCAAGUCUCGCCACUCAAGGGCCCGGUUCAAUGCGACGAGAAGAAAAGAAGUCCAAGAGGUCCGGAAGAUUGGCGCCUGCAUUCGGUGCCGAGUCCUCAGAAAGACCUGCUCUCAAGGCUCACCCUGUGAUACCUGCCGAAAAGUCUUGUCUCCCCGAGUAUGGCGCUCCGGAUGCGUCCGCACAAGAUUCUCGGAGCAGUUAGACCUGUACUCUGCAGGCGUUCAAAUUGUGCUUGCCCAAGCGAGAGUCAAUUCCAUCAAACAAUCCAUGAACCUUGGCAGCCACGGUGUUGUGAUUGAGGCCUCACACUUCCCCGAAUGCGGCCCUCGUCUCCAGCUUCAAGUGCUGCAGCGCGACCCCGACCGGGACGCCGAGGGGAAACCUAUCGAUCCGAGUAUCGUGGACGACAGGACGUCGACUUAUCCCAUUGUCAUGCUCGAUAAUGACAACCAGGAUGUCCCAGCCAAGGUUGAGGCGUACAUGCGCGAGAUCUUGCCCGAAAUGAUUCAGCGAGAGCCUUCUCACUUCAUGCAAGUCACGCUGCAAACCGCAGCCGACGUCGCCAGCAAGACAAACGACGAACUGCUCAAGAAGUCGCUUGAGCUCUGGGGCCUUGUAGAGAUAUUGGACCGUGAGCGCCAGUGGACCAUCAGCGCCAAAACCUGGGCCGAAGACGCCCCGGCCAGGACGAUCAAGGAAGACACGGAUGGGGAGCUCUUCAAUACGAUCUGCCUCCAGCUCGCUGCCGCAGCCGAGAGGAAGGCCGCAUCCACCAGCAAGACGCUCCUCACCGGUAUGCAGCGCGUCCUGCAAGACAGCAAGGUCAAGAUCGAUUUCAACAUGUACUUUGCCGUCCUGAUUCUCUUAAACUGCGUCGAGAAGUCCAGCUGGGCCUUCAAAGCCUGGGAGCAGGAAAACUUGCGGCACCUGUGGCCGCUCGAAAAGGAGCCCGUCAGCUUCGCGCAGCAGGGUUAUGUCAUCGCUAACCUUCUGCAUAUGCUCCUGGGCAUUCGCAAGGCGCUUCCCCGGACGACGCGCCGCGAGGUCGACGGGAAGUUAGUCACCGAAGAGGAGAACCCGGCAAUCCGUGAGUACUUUGAGGCCAUCAACCUCGACUUUGCCAAUGUCAAGGCAAAGCAAGAGCGCCCUACCUUUUCGCCCACCGAUUCCCGCUCGUUCGAGCUCCUCUUCUGCUCGACUCUUCUUCUACCUCACUCGGACCCUUGAUGGUUUCCGCCCCCGUUGGCAACGAUCUGGGGAACCCAAAUCCAUGAGGUUUUCCGGCGCCGGAUGGCCUUGAGGUGCAGUAACAAUUGGCUUUGACUAAUGACAUGAUGCGCUCUUCGCCUUCCAAGUGACAGGUUGAGCGGGCAGUGUUGGUUGGCAAUUUGUCGGGAACACACUCUGUCUGGAGCAUAGAGGGAUAC